This is a messenger RNA of Corapipo altera (White-ruffed manakin), 7119 nucleotides long. It is a transcript of the gene ANO3, whose product is annotated as anoctamin 3. Gene Ontology annotation, cellular component: plasma membrane. The transcript has 27 exons. Gene Ontology annotation, biological process: chloride transmembrane transport. NCBI's taxonomy places the organism in Eukaryota, Metazoa, Chordata, Aves, Passeriformes, Pipridae. The record is from RefSeq and is a predicted model, not a curated record. Gene Ontology annotation, molecular function: chloride channel activity; protein dimerization activity. Bases 155 to 3082 code for a protein of 975 amino acids.
UAUUAUCUCCAGUGUGCAGAGCCACCGGAGAAUGACAAAUGAGUAGGAUACACAGCACUAUAGCUUCUGCAUCUUUUCCUAAACUAAUGGACAACAACUCUUCUGCAAAUGUUCCAUACAAACCCAAAAUUUGGUCAGCUACCCCUGAGGAGGUAUGAAUACAAGCAAGAGUGAAACAGUGAAAGAGCAUCCAUUGAAACCUUCUAGAAGAUCUAUGCCAUGCCUCGUCCAGAGCCAAACACAUCCUCAGAGCCUGAGCAAGCAUUCUUCAUUCCUGCAGCCAAAUCGUGUACAGCCACAACCUCUAAGUGCAGGGACAUCAACAGCUACAGUGGAUGUAGUGUCAGAACGAGCUAAAGUGGUGGAGACUUUGGAAAACAACUUGCUUAAGUUGUCUAAUACAGAAUACGGUGAUCCAUUUUUAGAUGUAGGGAAGGACAAAGAUACUUAUACAGACGAUUCAGAACAUGGGAAUUAUGAUACUCGUACAGAUCAAUCGUUACUUAUUCAAAACAAGCUCACCAGGCAGAAAACAGAACCUCGAACUAAAUCAUCUUUAAAGAGUGAUGCCAUGGCAUCAUCAGGACUCUUCUUCAAAGAUGGCAAAAAGCGCAUUGAUUACAUCCUGGUCUACAAGAAAUCAAGUCCACAGGUAGAAAAAAGAAGCACAUUUGAGAAGAAUUUGAGAGCAGAAGGGCUGAUGUUAGAACGGGAGCCAGCUGUUACAAACAGUGAUAUCAUGUUUGUUAAAGUUCACUGUCCAUGGGAGACGUUGUGCAAAUAUGCAGAAAGAAUGAACAUCAGGAUGCCUUUCAGGAAAAAAUGUUAUUACACUGACUGGAGGAGCAAAACCAUGGGCAGUUUGCAGAGGAAUAUGAGGGAGCUGAAAAGUUGGUUGCCCAGAAACCCAAUGAAGCUCGAUAAGGAGGCCCUGCCUGAUCUGGAGGAGACAGAUUGCUACACAGCACCCUUCAGCCGUGCACGCAUCCACCAUUUUACGAUAAACAACAAAGAUAGCUUCUUCAGCAAUUCCACAAGAAGUAGAAUCGUGCAUCACGUGCUACAGAGAACUAAGUAUGAAGAUGGAAAAUCCAAAAUGGGUAUUAAUAGGUUACUAAAUAACGGAACAUAUGAAGCAGCAUUUCCACCACAUGAGGGAAGCCACAAAAGCAGACAUCCCAUCAAAACACAUGGAGCACAGAAUCACAGACACCUCUUGUAUGAACGUUGGGCACGGUGGGGAAUGUGGUACAAAUACCAACCUCUUGAUUUAAUCAGGCGAUAUUUUGGUGAAAAAAUUGGCCUGUAUUUUGCCUGGCUGGGAUGGUAUACUGGAAUGCUUAUUCCUGCUGCUCUGGUUGGGCUCUUUGUUUUCCUCUAUGGAUUAUUUACGAUGGAUUCCAGCCAAGUAAGCAAAGAGAUCUGCGAGGCAAAUGAAACCAUUAUGUGCCCUAUGUGUGAACGCAAUUGCACACUACAGAAACUCAACGAAAGCUGCAUCUACGCCAAGGUUACACAUUUGUUUGAUAAUGGAGGGACUGUCUUCUUUGCUAUUUUCAUGGCAAUUUGGGCAACAGUCUUUCUAGAGUUUUGGAAAAGACGGAGAGCUGUAUUAACCUAUGACUGGGACCUCAUAGACUGGGAAGAUGAAGAGGAAGAGCUGCGUCCCCAGUUUGAAGCUAAAUAUUCCCAAGUGGAAAGAGUAAAUCCCAUUACAGGAAAACCUGAACCUUUUCAACCUUUCCCUGAUAAGCUCAGUCGACUGAUGGUGUCUGUCUCAGGAAUAUUCUUCAUGAUCUCGCUGGUCCUCACUGCAGUGUUUGCAGUGGUGGUGUAUCGACUGGUGGCCAUGGAGCAGUUUGCUUCUUUCAAGUGGUAUUUCAUCAAGAAGUAUUGGCAGUUUGCAACGUCUGGCACUGGAGUCUGUAUCAAUUUUAUGAUCAUCAUGUCACUCAAUGUUGUGUAUGAGAAGGUUGCCUAUCUCCUGACAGACUUAGAGCACCCUAGAACAGAAUCUGAAUGGGAAAACAGCUUUGCCUUGAAAAUGUUCCUCUUCCAGUUCGUCAACUUGAACAGCUCUAUCUUCUACAUUGCCUUUUUUCUUGGCAGAUUUGCAGGCCGCCCGGGAAAGUACAAUAAACUCUUUAACAGAUGGAGACUGGAAGAGUGUCAUCCUAGUGGCUGCUUGAUAGAUCUGUGCUUGCAAAUGGGAGUUAUUAUGGUUUUAAAACAGAUGUGGAACAACUUCAUGGAACUAGGCUAUCCUUUGUUACAGAAUUGGUGGUCACGGCGCAAAAUGAAGCGAAGAGGGCAAUCAAUGGAGAAUAAAAUUUCUCUACCUCAGUGGGAAAAAGAUUGGAAUCUGCAGCCUAUGAAUCUCCAUGGUUUAAUGGACGAAUAUUUAGAGAUGGUUUUACAGUUUGGCUUUACCACCAUCUUUGUUGCUGCCUUCCCGUUGGCACCUCUCCUGGCACUGCUGAACAACAUCAUAGAAAUCAGGUUGGAUGCGUACAAGUUUGUCACGCAGUGGCGCAGACCCAUGCCUGCAAGAGCAACAGAUAUAGGUAUCUGGUAUGGAAUUCUGGAAGGAAUUGGAGUUCUGGCUGUCAUCACCAAUGCCUUUGUUAUUGCCAUUACUUCUGAUUACAUUCCACGUUUUGUCUAUGCAUACAAAUAUGGUCCCUGUACAGAUCAAGGGUACAGACAAGAAAAAUGCUUAAAAGGAUAUGUCAACAGCAGUUUAUCAGUAUUUGAUUUGAGUGAACUUGGGAUGGGAUACUCAGGAUACUGUCGGUAUAGAGACUACAGAGCCCCACCAUGGAGUUCAACUCCAUAUGAAUUCACUUUGCAGUUUUGGCAUGUCCUGGCAGCACGGCUGGCCUUCAUCAUAGUAUUUGAGCACCUUGUUUUUGGAAUAAAGUCCUUCAUUGCCUACCUGAUUCCAGACAUGCCCAAAGACUUGUGCGACAGAAUGAGGAGAGAGAAAUACUUAGUCCAGGAAAUGAUGUAUGAGGCUGAACUGGAACAUUUGCAAAGAGAAAGGAAAAAGAACGGGAAACAGUAUCACCAUGAAUGGCCUUAGUCACUACUGUGCUGCAACAAAAACACUGUUUGAAAUGGAAGAGUGCAGUUACAAAAUGAAGUCAGAGUCGGGCAUCGGCAUGUGAGAUCCUCUCGUGGUGUAUAUAUGUUCUUGCUGGGCAGUGCAGUUGCAGACUUUGGUGGGCACUGGCAAACAGAUGUUUCCAAUGAUGGCAAUGAAAAGCCUUACCUGUAACUGGUCUGUGGUGAGCUCCCGAGGAGAACUGGCACUCAGGAACGUGCAGUCAGCGUAAAAACUUGGACACUGGUUUGAAAAAAGACCAGGAAUGUUCGUGCUGUUCGUGAAGGUACAGCAUGAACCUUCAGCAUAAUGAAAUUGUGAAUUACCAGCGCAAUGAAAACAAAAAAAUUACCUGUGAACUUAAAGAGUAAGGGCAUGACUAAAACCAACUUAUAUGAUAUCCACUACUUCUACAGCUUCUGAUUGCUCAGUUCCAUCUGUAAUGCCUCUAAAGAAAAGAGCAAUUGUUGCCUUUGUGGCCAUAACUUGAUCUUUCAGGCUUACUGUUUUGUCAGGUUUGUCCUAGUCUCUUGCUGAGAUUGUGGAUGUGGUCCUACCCUAAAAAAAGGGGUCUGUGGCUGCUUAAUAUAUAUACUAUGCAGUUUAAGAUUUGCACAUCAGUGUCAUUAAUUUAUCCUUCUAGUUGAAAACCAAAAAUUCCAAAUUCAAAAAGAAAACAGCAACACUAGCAGAAUGCAUCACAUUGCCCACGUUGCAGCUCUGUUUGAAAAUGACACAGCUGUUGAGUUGUCUUUCCACCUGUGUGUGUGGAAAGGCCACCUCCACACGCUUCCAGGAUGAAAGAACUGUCAUUUUCCUGCUCUGAUGUAGCAUGCAGGUGUCUGUGUUACUGUUCCUUUUGGCCUGUCUGGGCAAUGAUUCCAUGACUUCACAAAAUGCUAACUUGAAAUAUUCCCAUGCUGUGCAAAUGACUUAGUCUUCAAAAUACAAUUAACUUUUUUAUAGUAUGCAAGCUUCUGCAGAUAUAUAUCAGAUGUACAGUAUAACAUCGUGACUUGCUUGUUCAGGGAAGGAGAAACAGUUUAUAACAAUGCUCUUCUUACUGUAAUAGUAAAUGUUCCAGUAACAUACACUUCUUUUAUUGGCCUAAAUAUGUCAAAACAUGGGAGAUAGAUACAGGCAAAUAUAGAUACAGAUUGUACAUAAAUGCAUACACAUACAGUGGUUACUUUUAUUAUUAUUAUUAUUACUAUUAUUAUUACUAUUAUUAUUAUUAUUAUUAUUACUAUGCCUUCUUACAGUUUGGGGGGGCUUUUUGGAUAAAAUCACUAUAAAAAGUAGAUGUUCAUGUAAGAAUCAAAUUUCAGUUUUUAUGUGCAAACAGCAUACUGUGGUGUUGUUUGUGGUUAUAGUCAAAUUUUGGUGAUGAAAUUGUCUAUUACUAACAUUUCAUAAUAGGGGAAAAGCACUUAAACAGUUUAAACAAGUUUGCAGGGAUGCCUUGCAGAGAAGGGUGUGGAGACCCAGAGUUACAAUCUUAUAUUUCUCUUGUACGAUUUUAAAUAAUGUUUCUCUGUAUUGGAUGAGAAAAUUUUAAAAAAACAAAGGGUCACAAAGCACAGUAACUAUAAAGGCUGCAAAUUUUAACAUUAUUUUUAGGGAUAAAGCUGCAGCAAAAUCACUGCUGACAGAUAUUAAAAGACCUGAAUUUUUACUAUUUACAAUACCCUAUUGAACUAAAAGGUGUGAUUCCAAUAUUCACCUGCAUCUAUUAGCACAAUAAUUUUAUUUUAUUCUAAUAAAAUUAAUUUCAAGAGUCAAGACCCAUCAGAGUGGGUAAAUAGAAUCUAUUGUAUCCAGAGGACCUAGCAUCAGACUUUUAAUUGUUUCACCAUAUUAAUGAGAUUUCUUGGUUAAUUCCUGCUCUCUGUGACCAGACAAGGCAACUAUAGGAGUACCUCCAGUAUUGCAUAACAGGAGGAAAGAAAUUUGAAGAUCUGGUAAAAUCAGAUAUAUUACUCACUCAUUCUGUGAUAAAGGGCUCAGUUUCCCAUGUUUUGGAAAGGCUGUUUUGUUUAUUCAUAUUCUGGGUUAUGUGUUAAAUUCCUCAGGAGUCAUUAUCAGAAAAAAAUGAGUGCACUCUCCUCGGUGCUUACAGAAUCACAGCAUUUGAUUUGAUGGAUUGUCUCUCUGUUUCAUUCUGUGGAUUAUCAAGCACAGUUUGACAGCGUUAACCCUGUGUCAGAGUUUUUGUUUCUGUGCCACAUAAUGAUCGUACUUCAGUUCUUCGGAAGGUCACAGAUGAGCUCUUUUUAAUGUUUUCUCUAAAAACAAAAUGCCUUGGCUGGCCCAAGGGAUAAAGAUAUAGGGUAAAAUCAGGCAAAAAUCAGAAAUAUUGAUUAUUUUGUACUUUCUUGUUUCUGCUGUGGAUAUCAGCACCUGUCAAUACAUACUUAGGCAAAUUCCAAUUGGACUUAAAAAAACACGUAAAAAAGAAAAUCUUUUUGUAUUUGAGAUUUAAAUAUAUAUGCUAUUAAUUAUUUUCAACACUGGUAUAUAGGAGUCUACUAAAGGCAAGUAUGUAGAUCUGACAUGGUGCAUUUUAUGCACUGGAAAAGCACAAGAAGCUUGGAGAAAAACUCUGUGUGUCCUUUACUUUUGGAGGAUGUCAGCAGUGUGUAAAAGUCUUGCCACUAUCUAGCCAUUUGCUUAAGCUGAGAAACCUUUUUGCUAGACUUCAUUUAGUAUACUGUUUUCAUUGACUGCACGUUAUUUUCCUAACGUAUAAGGCACACACUGUCCUCAGGAAUAAUGUAUUUUUUGAAUGGUGAAUGAUCUUUUCAUAUUCUAAAUAUUGUCUUUUCAAACAAAUGACUGGUAUGACUAGACUGCAUGUAGGCUGCAUUUGUGAAAUCUGACAAAGCUUUAGAACCUCAAUUUGUGCAAAAAUGCUUUAGAUCGUUGCAGAUCUAAUCUGUGACAACUUUGCUCUAUGCAUGCGCCCUUGGAGAGACUGCAUGAGCAACUAGAUAUUUUUAUGUAUAAAGGAUUAGUCAAAAUGUCUUAAUUAUUCCUAACCAAAUUCUGUGUCUUCGUUCAGACAAAAGAAAUUUCCAUUUCAGAAAUGGCAAGAAGUCCAGAUACGUGAUCCACAUCUCAUUUCUUAUGACUUUUUAUUCUAAAUUUGCACCUAAUAUGUGAGAUCUGAAUUUUGGUGAAUAAAAAAAAAGGAAAAUAAGAAUUCUGUUUCAUUAGCCAUCCUAAUCAUAGCUCAAAGUCUAUCUCCGUGUAGAGGGAGGCAGUGAGGGCUCAGCAUUCACAACUGAGUGCUAACAGGGUUGCCUGAAUGUUGAGCCCAGGCUCAUACAGCACAGUGAUUGAGCAUCCUGAUGGAGUACUAGUGUUUGGAAACAAGGUAAAACUCAUCAAAGCCUUCAGCAAAGCCUUUGAAACUGUCUACUGCCACACUCUCUUGGAGAAGCUGGCAGCCCAUGGCUUGAACAGGUGCACUCUUUGCUGGGUUAAAAAGUGGCUGGAUGGCUGUGCCCAGGGAGUGCUGUUGCAUCCAGUUGGUGGCUGGUCACUGGUGGGGCUCCCCGAGGCUCAGUGUUGGGGCCAGUCCUGUUUAAUACCUUUAUCGGUGAUCUGGACAAAGGGAUCAAGUGCACUUCCAGACAACACUAAGUUGGGUGGGACUAUUGAUGUGCUGGAGGGUAGGAAGGCUCUGCAGAGGGAUCUGGACAGCCUGGAUCGAUGGGCCAAGGCCAAUGGUAUGAGGUUCAGCACAGCAAAGUGCCGAGUCCAGCACUUGGGUCACAACAACCCCCUGCAGUGCUACAGGCUGGGGACAGAGUGGCUGGAAAAGGACCUGAGGGUGCUGGUCAGCAGCAGCUGAACAUGAGCCAGCAGUGUGCCCGUGUGGCCAGGAAGGAAUCCUGGCCUUUAUCAGGGAUAGUGCGGCCAGCAGGACCAGGGAGGUGAUUCUUCCACUGUACUCAACGCUGGUGAAGCCACCCCUGGAGUGCUGUGUCCAGUUCUUGGCCCCUCAGUUCAGG